Molecule: messenger RNA, 3702 nt
Organism: Bolinopsis microptera
Lineage: Eukaryota; Metazoa; Ctenophora; Tentaculata; Lobata; Bolinopsidae
Product: cyclin-I-like
Exons: 8
Coding region: 39-1016 (325 amino acids)
Biological process (GO): mitotic cell cycle phase transition; regulation of cyclin-dependent protein serine/threonine kinase activity
Cellular component (GO): cytoplasm; nucleus; cyclin-dependent protein kinase holoenzyme complex
Molecular function (GO): cyclin-dependent protein serine/threonine kinase regulator activity
Source: RefSeq, a predicted model, not a curated record
AAAUAAUUUGAGCAGGUCCUAAGUAACAAUCCGAAAGAAUGCCUGAAAUGAAGUGUCACAGAGAAGUCAAAGGGAGGGAAGCUCUAUACAAGAAACUUGAAGCAAAAAUACAAGAAGAAAAACAUUGGAUUCCCAGCAAAAGGCGAUUUCUUUCCAUGGGAAACGGCGAAGUCUCCUUCCUGGAGCGUGACCACGCUGUCAGGGGUAUCCUAAAUCUCACCAAGAUGUUCAAAAUGUUCCCUGAAACCUACGCUAUGGCUGUCAACUUCAUGGAUAGGUUCCUCGCUCGCCUCAAGGUUAGGCCAGUCCACCUACAUUGUGUGUCGAUCACGUGCGUCUACAUCGCCGUCAAGCUACAGGAAGAACAACAGUACAUCCCGGAUCUGGACGGCCUGAUGAGCUCCUCAGUAAAAACAGAGUUACGUGCCCCGUGCUACAACCCUACUGACUGUCUAAGGAUGGAGAGGAAGGUUCUGGACAAGCUGGAGUGGGAUUUGAACCCUGUUACUCCCCUUACUUUACUGGAAAUGUAUUUCUUAGCGGCGGUAUUAGAAGGGUGCCUUACACCUGACGAGAACCCUAACGAUGAGUUAUCUCUGUUAACCGAACAAUUGGAGAUAGCCCUCACAUACUCUUCAAUCGCCGUACAAACAUCGUCGAUCAUAGCGUUAUCUCUGAUAACAGUCAGACUCUCUGACUGCCCAGUUUGGUCAGAGAAACUCCUCCCUCUCUUCAUGGACAAGAGCAAAUCCUCCCACGAGGAUUUCUACAACUGUGAAGAGUUAGUGGAGGAGAUGUUAUACAGUAUGAACAGCUUCGACAUGGAGAGCAACCUCAACGCUUUACCAGUGAUGUACCGGAGGGACCACUCAGUGACCUUCGCUCCCAUGUCCCUCUCCCAAUCAGACCUAUCCGCCUCAGAUAACGACACUUGCACACCUCCCUCUAAGAAACCAACCUACGCGUCCGUCCUGACUCGCAGCCUCAACGACUCCAUGAUGUCCAUGUCUAUGUGAGGGUUGGGUAUGAGAUGAUAUGUACUGGUGGCAUGAUGUACUGGUGGUAUGAUGUACUGGUGGUAUGAUGUAGUAUGUACUGGUGGUAUGUACUGGUGGUAUGUACUGGUGGUAUGUACUGGUGGUAUGUACUGGUGGUAUGUACUGGUGGUAUGUACUGCUGGUAUGUACUGCUGGUAUGUACUGCUGGUAUGUACUGCUGGUAUGUACUGCUGGUAUGUACUGCUGGUAUGUACUGCUGGUAUGUACUGCUGGUAUGUACUGCUGGUAUGUGCUGCUGGGUCAGGUUUAGACUAGGGGAGGAAAGGUGUGCUUCUUGGUGGGAGGCUCCGUGUUAUAAUUGUUUUCGUGUUUUUGAUUUCUUUACGAUGCGUUCAGCGUGAAUCGUUUGAAAGAGUUACAGUUUGUUUCCCAAUUUCAUCUAUUAAUUUCAAAGCAUGUCAGAAAUGCACAAGAUAUUUCUCGACAGAAAAUGUUGUAAAUAGUUGCAUGCCAAAAAUUGUAAAUCGAGCUUUGCGUUUCUGAUCUGCAAUUUCUAUUAUAGUAUACUUUGUUUAAAUUUUGAUUUUUGCAGCUUAGAAAUAUUAGUGACACACCCUGGUGUUAUUUUAGAUUUGGUGCCCAUUAAUUAAGCAAUUUAAUUAAUUAAGCAAUUUGAUUAAUUAAGCAAUUUGAUUAAUUAAGCAAUGGAUACUUUUCGCAGUAAGUCAUUCUUUGCCCAGGUCGCCCGACGUAAAGUUUGUCAAAUUUCGAGCAUAAUGAUAGAAUAUUCCCUAUUCUAAAUAAAAAAUGUAUAAAAGUAUAAAACUUAACUUUUCGUUGGGCUGAUCUUAUUCUAUCGAUGAUAAUAAUAUCUUGAAAACUUCAAAAAGAUUUUAAACAUAAUAUAUUUUGGAUGAUGAUCAUGCUAGGUACCUUAUACUAAGCCAAACCAAACAAAUCCUGCCAUAUUAUCCGAAAUGCACGAUCAUCAUCAUUAUUUUUGACCUCGACAGCCGAUUAUAUUCGAGCGGCUGCAGUUGUCAUCAACCUUGUAGUAUGAUUACAUAAGGGGUCGUUCACAUAUUACGUAAUAACUUUUUGACCAAUUUCGAACCCCCCCCCCCUCCGUAAUGAGUUUUACGCAUAGCUAUGUGUUAAAAUUACACUAGCGUAAUCAUUUAAAACCCCCCCCCCCCCCCCUCGGCUGAUUACGUAAUAUGUGAACGACCCAUAAGCUCUGUGCAAGUAUUUUUGGCCCAAUAUCCGGGCUCUUAUAAUAUUCAAUUUUAAGUAUAAAUAUGGGACGAUAACAACUUUUGAGACCAUGAAUCCUGGUUUUCAUGGUAAUUGUGGUAAGAUAUAACUCAGCCUUGGUCACAGUGAUGACCGGCUGAAAGUUCUGGAUGCUUCCAGUUUUAUCCGAAAAAAUGUAUAAAUAUGUAUGUAGAAUACUUGUGGGAGACUCUCUCAAACAUUUGGUAGAUGGUAGAAUUCUCAAUCCGUGUUACCGUCCCAGAUUUAAUAAUAAUACAUUGUUGAUAUUAAAAACAAAAAAAUUAUAAACUUUUUAAAUGUUAUUAUAAAGCCAAAAAAAGUUUAAAAUUGACAAAAAUCGGAUUUGAUAUAAGUUUGAGUCAUGGAAUUUUUCGGUAUGUUAGGAGUGGGUUAACUUUUAGUUAAUUAACUAAUUGAUUGGUCUGCUUCGUUUACUGCUCAGGCUCGCUGGUAAAUUGUGAUUAUAUUUUUGUACCUAAAAAUUGUCAGUUAGAGAAAUGUGUAUUGGUUUGAGGAUGAUGUAAAGGGUUAUCAUUAAUUGUAGUAUAGAUGUGCAUUAUCAUUUUGGAGCAAAUUAUUUUGCGUAAUGCCCCAAAUAUUAAGUCUUUAGUAGGUAUGAUGAUGUUUUUGAUCUGUUCAGUUUAUUACUCUAAUUAAAUAAUAACCAUAUAUUUCUAAUCAGAUUCUCGAGAGUAAUAAUAAUAAUUGUCACCCCUUACUGAUUAGUGAUUAUGUUGGAAUUCUGCUUUAUUUUGAUUAAUUAAUUUCUCCAUGAAUUUUCUUGGUUCCCGUUUGAAUUUCGAUUGAUAGUAGUGUUUAAGUUGAUGUUGAAGUUGAUACUGAUGUUGAAGUUGAUACUGGACGGAGAGUGGCUGAUUUUCUAUCCCAUGUCACCACUCCACCGCAUUUAUGUGUGAAUUAUUUUUGUCAGCUGAAUUGGGCUUACAUUUACUAGGACAGAUUUGAGCCCCAGUAUUCCUGUAGUUCUGAUUACCAGUCUUAUUAAUUAAUUAAUUAGUAAUUGAUAACAAAGAAAACUUAGCUCGUUCUCGUUACCCAAUACGAGUUUAUUCGGUUAUCUUUCAAGACUUAAGUGCAUUCAGGUACAGACUACUGUGGUGAAUAUUCUAUCCUAGUUCUUGUGAAAGCUCAACAUUUUCUUCACACAAAGUGCGAGGCUUUUUAAAUAUGUAAAUAAACAAUGAUAUUAUAUACUGAUUUGAAAUGUGGCAAUGUGUCAGCCAACUCUAAAACUUCCCUCUUUUUAUCUGUAUGAUGAGGAUUGUUUUGAAUUUGUGGAGGGGAGUUGACUUGAGCUUGAUGCAUUGCUAAAUAUUUCCCAUGAAUAUUAUUUGUAUCAUAUAAAGAUGUGUAAAAACUAUAAAAAUUAUAUAUUUGUUGCAAAUGUAUAAAUUAAAAUUUUCCAAAA